GUUUUAGGGGGGGAACCUGGUGUCCCCGGGGGGGGGGGCCGGGGGGUGGGGGAACCUGGUGUCCCAGGGGGGCCGGGAAUUCCGGGGAAAAAAGGGGACCUGGUGUUCCCCCCCGGACGAGGAGGCGGGCCAGGCCUUGGUGUCCCGGGGAACCGGGGAGACGGGGGUUAGGAACCUGGUGUCAGCGGCCCGAAGACGGGUUUUAAG
Molecule: messenger RNA, 207 nt
Organism: Zonotrichia leucophrys gambelii
Lineage: Eukaryota; Metazoa; Chordata; Aves; Passeriformes; Passerellidae
Product: collagen alpha chain CG42342-like
Source: RefSeq, a predicted model, not a curated record